Phacochoerus africanus (Common warthog) is the source of this 1262-nucleotide messenger RNA. RefSeq names its product lysozyme (gene LYZ). Gene Ontology annotation, biological process: defense response to Gram-positive bacterium; defense response to Gram-negative bacterium. Gene Ontology annotation, molecular function: lysozyme activity. Bases 62 to 502 code for a protein of 146 amino acids. The record is from RefSeq and is a predicted model, not a curated record. The transcript is spliced from 4 exons. NCBI's taxonomy places the organism in Eukaryota, Metazoa, Chordata, Mammalia, Artiodactyla, Suidae.
ACCUUAAAUACUGGGAACCAGGUCACCCUGCUCAGCCUGGAGCCCCGGCUUCUCAGUCAACAUGAAGACUCUCCUCGUUCUUGCGCUUCUCCUCCUUUCUGUCUCUGUACAGGCCAAGGUCUAUGAUCGGUGCGAGUUCGCCAGAAUUCUGAAAAGGUCUGGAAUGGACGGCUAUAGGGGAGUCAGCCUGGCGAACUGGGUAUGUUUGGCCAAGUGGGAAAGUGAUUUUAACACAAAAGCUAUAAACCACAAUGUUGGAAGCACUGAUUAUGGAAUAUUUCAAAUUAAUAGCCGCUACUGGUGUAAUGAUGGCAAGACACCCAAAGCAGUUAAUGCCUGUCACAUAUCCUGCAAAGUUUUGCUGGAUGAUGACCUCAGUCAAGAUAUAGAAUGUGCAAAGAGGGUUGUCAGAGAUCCACAAGGCAUUAAAGCAUGGGUGGCAUGGAAAGCUCAUUGUCAGAACAAAGAUGUCUCGCAGUACAUUCGGGGUUGCAAACUGUAACUGUGCAGUUUUCCUUCUUCAGCUCACCUUGUCUCUUUUUCGUAUUUAGGAAAUAAUAGUUGAAUGAAAGGUCAUACUACCAUUCUUGCGAACAAAUCAUGGUUUUACCGAAGCAAGAGCAUAAGGUCUUUCUUUAAGAGGCUUAAUGUUUACCUAAUGUGUUUAUGGUUUGUGUUUAUUGUUUUAUAGGCCUACAAUAUUUUUCAAUUUGCUAAGAGAAUUAUUGUUUGUCUGAAAUCUUAAUUAUCAAAUAUACCUCCAGUACAUUCAGUUCUUAAUCAAAGGAAUAAACCAGAAAUAGUCUUCAUCUGUUCAGUUAUCUCUAAAAACAGUAAAAGAUAACCAGUCUUUGUUGGGUAAUAUAAAAUUUUAAAAGGAGCAGAGUGCCAGAUGGCUAAAAAUGAAGACAACCUGAAUUUAAGAAUUUUGCUUUCAUAAAGUGUGACCUUUGGCUUAAAUGUUUUCUCAGAGAUGAUUCGUUCAUUAAAACGAAUUUUAAAAUAGUCUCACAAUUUAGGUAUCCAUCUAUUUUAGCCUUUUAAAAACUUAAUUAUGCAUUUUGCUGACCAUGAAGGAAUAUAAAGAGGGAUUAGAUGAGCUGUGCUUUUCCUGAACUUUAUCAGCUUGAAUUCAUGCAUUAUGACUAAAUUCAGAGGCAGAUGAAUUUGCAGGCAUUGAAAUAAUUGCUAAUUAACCACAGGUGUGAAUUUAUGCAUGCUGUAAAAAGUACAAACAUUAUCAUUAAAGGCUUUGCAAUUCA